CACCGCGCGGCGGCGGCGGGGGCGGUCCCGGCUCCCUCCCGCCGCGCGGCCGCCAUGGAGCGGGUGGCGGUGCUGCGCGUCCAGCGGAAGCGCGGCGGGCCCGAGCCGGCCGAGUCGCUGCUCCUCGCCUGCAAGCGGCUGCGCACGGAGGGCGGCGGCGAUCGGCCGGUGGAGCGGAACCUCUUCAAGCUGGUGGGCACCGUGUCCUCCCAGAGUGAACCAGUUCAGAAGUACGUUCAAGAAGUGAUCACUCGAGACAAAGCAGCUCAAAAACUGCAACCCUCUUUAGGAAGCACUCAGCGAAUCAUUCAGGAGCUCCGCUCUUCCAAGCAAGUGAAAAGGAAGGAAAACCGCUACCGUGUGAUAGCCAGCCAUCGGCCCAGCUGUGCUGAAACAGUCGCACCCGCCACAGGCCGCCAGGCACCGCUGGAUGGGGACAGACCAGGCUCUGAAGGGACAGAAGAUGCUUCACAAAAGGCGAGCGGUGCUGUUGAUAAGAGUUCGGACUGCUGUGGGGAAUUCCAGCUGUUCGAUAUUGUCCAAGAAGAGGAGGUGGUGGGAGACUCCGGUGUAACUGCUGCAAACCCACAGCAGAAGACUGAUCCAGAUGUGAUUCUUUGCAAUGCAGUAGAGAUGAUCCGUGAGCGUUUAAAUGUUUCUGAAGAUGGUAAAAAACACCAUGAGAAAGAAGAUGAGUAUGUUUAUGACAUCUAUUAUAUGGAAACAUCAGCCCUUGGUUGGAUUCAAAAUAUCCUUUCUGUACAGCCCUAUAGUGAAGAAUAUGAACUGGUAGAUGAUGAUCAUGUUCCAGGGGAAACAUAUGAAGAUGAAGAUGAUGAAAAUGAUGAAAAUAACUGGCGUAAUGAUUAUCCUGAUGAAGAUGAAUUCUUACCCGAGGAAGAUGAUGAUGGAGAAAAAGAAUCUGAAGAGAGCUUCAGUGAUGAGGACCAAUGUUACAGGAGAAGAACAUGGAACAAAUACCGGCAGGAGGUUCUACAGGAAUUUGGAUAUGAUGAGAUCCAGGAUUUGGAUUCUGACUAACAGCCCUUUUUUGAAGAUGCAGUGCAUACUGAAGAUGAAAUUCUGCUGUUGCAGUAGAACUGAAAAUCCAGAGGGUAGCUGAUGGCUAUUCAUAGGAAUGUUGAACUAAAAAAAAAAAACCAAAAAGCAGAACAAAAGCCUGCAAAACUGCUUUCCACUAAAAGUUGUGCUCACUGGGACAGUACGAAACCAGUCUUUACAUGGAUGAGCUUUAGGCUAAAUUUUUGCCUGUUUGGCCUCCUGAAACUGUUGGUGACUAGCAUGGUUCACCACUGCUUACUGACUAGGCUUGAGUAUUAGAUACUAGAUUGGGAUUCCAGUAAAUACUAAAACCUUUUACUAAUCUGAGCAGACAACUUUAGUUGGUAGGUGUUAAACAGAUGGGUGUAAAUAGGGCCAGCUGCCAACACAAACUUUCAUUCCAAGCAAAAGAUACUCUAUUCUUUAAAAUAGAUUUUUUUUUUUCCCCCCAAUCUGUGAUGCCUACAUUCUGAAGAAACUUUUUUUUUUUUUUUUUUAAAUUAAGCUGUCUGCCCAAGCAUUUGUACCUGUAUUGACAUUACCUCUACAUUAUAUAUGGAUGUAUUGUUGGCAGCAGCCUUUCUGGUCAUGAGUAAUGUGUCGGGUUGCACAAAAAGAUCAACAUGUCUGCCAUGAUGGCAAGUAGAAGUCCUGGAAAAAGGCACUCUGUCCUAGUACGUUCUACUCUAUUUCAAGUUACUUUCUUUACAAGUGUUUGACCAUAUGAAAUGCCUUGACCUGUUAAUUUUAUUACUGUUACUCCAGUAAUUUUACUACUGAAGUAGAACAAUAUACAUGUAUUUAAAUUGUAAAUAAAGAAUUUUUGACUAAGUUUUCUUACUCGUUUAAAGAUCAAAGGAGUUGGUACAGCUAAAGCCAUGUCAGCAUUUUAACUUGCAUUCAUACAUCUUUAAAACAAUUUCAUCUUACCUGUUUGGACACAAAAAAUAGUACAGCACUCUCCUACUUGAGUCUGUAAAAAAAUAGCUAAUAGGAUGUUAGAUCAAUGUCAUUCAUGAGCUGUAGGUUGCAGCAGUGACUUUAGGUCAAUUAUUUCUGGCUGGUGAUGUCAAGGCAGUAGAAGCAAAACGUUUUUUUCUUCGGUUUCGCAGAAAGGUUAAUAUGGCUGUUAACCUAGCCUGUUAAAGCUAUGCUUGUCCACUGGACAGAUGUCUCAACAUAGAUACUGAAUUCAUUCUAAUCAUAUGCAAGAUUAAAAAGCUAUAUUAGAAUAACUAAAUGCUAAUUUUAAUUAAAAACUGACAAGACUCUACCUGUGUGCCCAGUGUGCAGAAAGUUCCUCAGAUAGAUAGAAUUUAACUAUCUUGAAUCCCAGUGCUGCUUCAUAAAGGUAGCCUAAGAUUCCAUUUUAUGUUAGUCUUCACCAUCUUCUACGCUUUGACAGUAUCUGUAGCUUUUUGUUUAAGAUAAUGUUGGUCAGGGAGUCAGUGCGAGAAUCCAAAUACUCUCAAUAUUAUUCAAGUGGCUGAUGCAAAUGUGGUGCAGCAUUUGAACUGUGCGUUGCUUCAUUCAUAAUAUGAUUACAAGAUUUAGUUGCACUUAAAUGCACAAAAAACUGCACCUGUGGACAAACAGGUCACUCAAGGUAAACAUUCUAAACUAAGAUAAAAAUUUCAGUUAUGUUUUUGAAGUAUAUUUCUGCUAGCUAAACAGGCUGGUAUCAUGUUACCUUUUGAUGCACCAAAAUUCAAUACCAAAAUGUCCUGAUGUUAGGCUUAUGGCUUUGGAACUACAAAUACAAAUCAGACCGUAUUGCAAUA
Molecule: messenger RNA, 2843 nt
Organism: Tyto alba (common barn owl)
Lineage: Eukaryota; Metazoa; Chordata; Aves; Strigiformes; Tytonidae
Gene: SLC7A6OS
Product: solute carrier family 7 member 6 opposite strand
Exons: 5
Coding region: 55-1041 (328 amino acids)
Biological process (GO): developmental process
Source: RefSeq, a predicted model, not a curated record